Macadamia integrifolia is the source of this 2164-nucleotide messenger RNA. RefSeq lists its product as uncharacterized. Gene Ontology annotation, molecular function: tRNA adenosine(64)-2'-O-ribosylphosphate transferase activity. Gene Ontology annotation, cellular component: cytoplasm. NCBI's taxonomy places the organism in Eukaryota, Viridiplantae, Streptophyta, Magnoliopsida, Proteales, Proteaceae. Gene Ontology annotation, biological process: charged-tRNA amino acid modification. The transcript has 7 exons. The record is from RefSeq and is a predicted model, not a curated record. The coding region runs from base 170 to 1759 and encodes 529 amino acids.
CAAUGGGCGAUUUUGAGCUUAACCCAUUAAUAAUUUCUUGUUGGUUUUAACUUUUAUGCUUACGCGCGUUCCUCUGGGCUCCAAGCCUCCAAAGGAUCAAAAGCCUAAACCAGCUUCGAGGUUCCUUAUACUGUGGAACUAAAACCUGCAAGUUGAAGCUGCCGUAGCCAUGGCAGCGGACGAGAAGCUGAGCAUCUAUAAAGCUUCGAGAUAUAUAAAGAGGAAACAAAACUCACUGUUUAAUGCUCUCAGAUCCAUCUACGAGGAUUCGAUCUUCGUUGGAGAGAUCAAACAGCUCUGGCCUGACCUUCCUGUACUUGCCAACCUUCGCUGUGGUCUCUGGUACUCUCCUCAAUUUGAAUCCACUUGUUAUUUCAAAUCCACUGACGGACACUGUAACAACUGGUCCUUCAACACUUCUCGCCUCAAUCUCCAUGUCGUUCGCCUAGCUGGACAGAGUGGAGGGUGCAUCAUAGUUGAUUCUACGCGCAAAGGUAAACGGUUUCCAGACAGUAUGGCAAAGACUAUACCCAUAUGGACCUGUGUCUUGAAUCGGGCUAUAGUCAAUUAUGUAAGGGAAACACGGGGAAAAGAUGAAAAUGCUCAGAGGUGGGAGAUGGUAAGUGCGGAGAAUGUUCUUGAGUCGAGUGGUUGUGAGGCUGGCAGUACAGAACAUGUUCCUUGUGAUUGGGACUGCUCUUUGCAUCUUCCUCUUUGGGUCUCUGGAACUGAGAAAGCAGCUAUUGAGGAUCGCUUAGAGGAUUGGACCAGGCAGUUGGAAGCUAGUGGUGCUGAUAUUGGUUCUCUUGCAUCAAUAUUGAGAAAGCCCUUACGCCCUCUAUGGAUUUCACAAAAAACUGUCAUCUGGUUAAAUGAAGUACCUGAUUAUGAUUCCUGGGGUUUCACGCCCAUCAUCCUUGUCUCUGCAUCCUCUUCUAGUGGCAUCAUUCAGCAGAGAAGUACCUCAGAAUACAGUUGGCAGUAUAUACCGGGAGCAGGGGAUGAUGAAGAAAGCUGGGCCAGAGGUUUAUCACCUAACAUUUUCUGGAAGCACGUGUAUGAUCUCCUAAACUCGGGGCCUGAUUUGUGUAAUCAAAUGGUGGCUGAUAUUGUUGAAAAGGACCGAGUUUAUCGUGCUCAAAGGGGCGAGAUUGCUCCUCAGGUCACAAUCAAGUCUCAGAAGUCACGUACAAGUAAUUGCCAUAUGUCUGAUGAAGAUCCGUCACUGAACUCUGGGAUUUCAAAUGAUAAAAGGUCCUGUGAGGAUUUUUCUAUUUAUUGGCUGGGUCCAACUAAACUUGCAGUUGCUGCUGCUCAAUUUGCUGCAACUGUUUCCAAUGUCGAUUGCAUAUUGAAUUGUGAUAAUGUGCUUCUCCCUCUGAGUCUAAAUGCGGAUAUGUAUUUACAUCUACCCAUUUUGGGCUCGAAAUUUGAUCGGUUUUCCUUGCUGAGAAAUCUUCCUUCUGCACUCAAUUUUGCAAAGUUAAACUUAAGCAAAGGAAGGACACUUCUGGUUUGCUGUUGUAAUGGGGAAGACAUUAGUAUAUGUGUAUGCCUGGCAAUCUUAAUAUCCUUAUAUGAUGAUAGAGGGUCUUUCGAUGGUGGAAACUCCUUCAAUGAGAGAUGCAUUACAAAGUGGGAUGUGCGGCGACGACUAGUAUUUAUCUGUAAAUUUGCAAUAAAGGCCCGGCCAUCUCGAGGAAACUUGAAGCAGGUUUUCAACUUUCUAACAAGAGAUGGAAUUGGCUUGGUUUCAUAACACUCCUCUUAAAUUGCUGCCUAAGAAAACCAAGUUGGUUGGAACAUUUGUUGUACGUCUCUGGAUCCUACCAAAGCUGCGACAUCAUAAGAUCUGGACGGGCUAGUGAUACAUAUGUUUUCUUACCUCUGUUAUCUGUCGUACACUAAUCUUCCAUUGAUAUAUUUACAGAUCGGAGGUGUUAUCUUGCCUUAAUGAAUAUGUCUUUCUGGUACAAUUCUGUACAAGUUGAUCUUGCCCAAAUGUUUUGUUCAAUUAGGAGAAGCUAAUUUUUUUUAUAGGGUGGCCUAGGCCAUGCAUGGCUUGUACCUUUUCUUUGCAUGCAAUCGUGCAAAGAAAAAGUGGAGUGGGAGGAGCGGAUCUCUGUAUCUUACAUUCUUAUUAAAGAGAGACCACUUGGUUGCA